CACACUGGGCUGUAAACCCUUCAGUAGCUCUCUAAGGGGUCUCUGCCUUAGUGCGUAAAGUUAAGGACGGUGCUCCGGACGCACCGCGCAACACUUAUUAUCCCUCAGGCUCCAUGUGCGUCACCUCUGCGGGAUACUUGACAAGGAUUUCUGAUAUUUUGAUACUACUACCCGCGCAGGUCACUGACGGAUGAAAACAUUAGCGUUUUGCUGAUGUGAAGGCGUUUUAUCCUUGAACACAUCAUCUGUCCCGGAGCGCAGAGGGGACAUGGGUCAACUUUAUGGUGCGACUCUUUUACCAUUUGGCGCUAUCUGUGUUGCUUUCCUGUGGGGAUCUGGGGCCAGCUCUAUCAGGACGACGCUUGCAGUGGACACCUCGAGAGCGGAGUGUCCAGCUAGUAAGAUCUUGACCGUGGAGUAUCCCUGUGUCAGAGCUGGGGGGAAGAACAGAACUUGUUUCAGGAGGAAAUGCUGUGACGGAUUCAGGUUUGUGAUGGGCCAGUGCAUACCUGAAAGCGUGGAUGUGUGUGCAGCGUCGCCCUGUGAGCAGCAGUGUACUGAUAACUUUGGACGAGUUGUCUGCACAUGUUACCCCGGCUAUCGCUUCGACCGAGAGAGACACCGCAACCACAAAUCUCCUUACUGUCUGGACAUUGAUGAGUGUGAGCAUCCAGACAGCAGCAUGUGUGACCAUGAGUGUGUGAACACAGUGGGCAGCUUCCUGUGUCGAUGUCGCAGUGGCUACAUACUCGCACCGGACCAACACUCCUGCAUCCCUGUACACAACUUGAGUUCAUCGGGGAAGUCAGACACCCUGAUGAGUGCUGGUACCUGCUCGUUCACCUGUCAGGAUUUUCUGAACAUGAAAAACAGUCUGCUGCAGCUAAAACUGAGGCUGGGCAACACACAGUCACCCAACCAGGUACCUGGCCUGGCCAACAGCAGUGACAAGCCGUCUCUGGGGAGGGCAGGAAAAAGUCCUGAUAGCCCUUGUCUUCCUGGUUUACCCGGUCCUCCAGGAGCUCCUGGGGUCCCAGGACACCCAGGAGAACCAGGAAAGAGAGGGGAUCCAGGGGAAGGGGGCCCGCCUGGCCCUCGGGGGCCACGGGGAGACAUGGGUCCCAUGGGUCCAGAGCCAGACCUAAAGCACAUGAAAAGAGGCCGCAGGGGACCAGUGGGACCCCCUGGGGCAACAGGAAGAGAUGGACUAAAGGGUGACAGAGGAGCUCCAGGUCCCAGAGGUCCACCUGGACCACCAGGCUCCUUCGACUUCCUUCUGCUAAUGAUGGCUGACAUCCGCAAUGACAUAAUUGAACUGCAGGAGAAGGUGUUUGGGGAGCGACGGGGCAUCUCUAUGGACAGUCCUCCUCAUUCCAGCGGGGAAAUGGAUUUUGUAGAGUGGGGCUCUGGACAAGGAGAUCUCCUGCUCAGUACCUGACCUUUGACAUCCCACACACAGUAACAUUCUAUCAAACCCACCAAAACAAACACCAAACUUAAAGGAUGCUGGUGGUCAAGUUCCAACAUGUAAAUAAUACCAAACCCCACAGCUGGGAUGGACUGGGCAAGGAGCCUUGAUUGCAUUCUCGACACUGCCACAGACAGUAAAACGGAGAGAUAUAUGGAUUAUAAAAAAACGGAAAUUGGACCACAGCCUCUCUUAACCACUGCAAGCACUGUCUGGCUGCUUUUUAUAUGCUGUGGUGUGAGUGAGGGGUGUGUGUGCAGGACAUAGAGGGAGAACGAUGCAGUGCCUUUAUGUCUGAGUCUGAGCUGAACCACUUCAAACGAUGAACUUUAUCGUCCACAUCUCUUCCUGUUCCUGAGUCUGCCCGUGGAAGCUCUGCUGUCAGACAGACAGUUUGCCUGCAGGGCGUUGGUAUAAAGACCCAGGACUCGCACUGCGAGCCUCCCCUGCACCCGCCUGCAGUAUCAAGUCUGAGCUCUGCAGCUAUUCUCUACACUGAGGCAUCUUCAGAAACUAAUUCAUGAGAUUCAUGGGUAUUACAAUCGUGUUGCCAACUGUUGGACAAAAACAGUCUGAUGUAUUUUUGAAAAUGUACAAUUAAACAACGUCAAGUAUGAUAAACAAAAAAAUAUUUACCGCAAAAUAUGUUCAUAGAUAAUCUCAGAGAGACACUAAAUAUUUAAGACAUUCAAUCUUUUGACAAUACAUUUUAAAUAAGUAGAAAAGCUGGUAUCUGUUUAGAAAGAGAAAUAACAUGCAGUAGUAUGUAAAUAUUACCCUAAAAGGUUGUAGACAAUCAAAUUGAAAGGAUAAAAUUGAUUUAUGUAUUUGGAAGAGUGCAGGAAGGCAGAGACUCAUUUUUAAAGUGACUUUUAACCCAUAUAUUACCAGGCAAGUUGACUGUGAGCAUAUUCUUACAGUAAUAAGAGAAAUGACCUGAAGGGAACGGUUUCAGGCGAAUGAGGGUUGCACAUGUUCUUGUACUUUCACUUGGUGGUUGACCAGAAACAAGAGACAUGAAGAAGGAAGGCUGCUUGAAAGUUAUUUUAUUUUUAUUUUUUUCAAUUUCAAGCAGUUGCCAACAAGGGCUUACUGUUAUUACAAUGGGCAGCUCAAAUAGAUCAGCUGGGGCUCUAAUGUCUGGAUCAAGGGAAUUUUAAUGUUGACCAAAGCGUGAGACAUGCGUGUACCUUUUCCUGCCCAGAUAAUUUUAAACCAUUAGUGCCUUAAGCAGGCAACAGUUACCCAGAGAGUCAAAGUAAUCAAAUCCAACAGUAAGCAGGGAAGACUUUUGUGUGGAAAGUGGAUAUAUAAUACUCCUCUCCUCACUCUUCUUCGUCUUGCAACUCAAUUUGCACCAGUAGCACUGCUGGUGCUCAGUAAACCUUGGACAAAUAAAGUUUAAAAAAACUCAUUUUUCUGACCACACUAUCUUCCUGCUACAAAAUAACAUUUUGAAUUGCACUCCUGCUACCUGAAGUAAAGCCUCUCCACCAGCAGAGGGUGCUAAGUCCCAGGUUAUACCCCUGAAAGUUGGGCCUCACCACUCUAUCACUCUGAAUACCAACCAGGUGAGACAACCAAAGUCACAAUUUUCACCGCAUUACAUGUAUAAUUACCAUCCAAAAAUAUUCAUAGUGUCCCAAACACGCAAGUUAUGUAAAACAAAUAAAUCAUCCUUGAAUUCAUGUGUGAGGCGCAUGCCAUUAUCCUGUUCACAUGCCACUGAACUGUAGCGUGGCUGAGUGUCAUUAUGAAAGGUGUAAGUAUCAGAGGUUAGAGGUCAAAUGCCUGGGUAUAAACAGCUGGGGGGGUGAUUAUAUACCACAGGCUGUCAGACGGGGCCUGUCUGGGCUCGUACCCACCACCAAAGAGAAGUUUGAAAAAUACACUGUGUGUUUGAUCUGUUGUGUUUAAAGCUCACCCUCUCUGGCCUUUUGCUGUGUGUGAUGCUUUUAUCCUGAGGAACAGAUCUCAGUAAAUCGUGUGUGUGCGCGUGUGUGUGUGUGUGUGUGUGUGUGUGUGUGUGUGUGUGUGUGUGUGUGUGUGGUGUGGUGUUACUUGACAGGCUUCUCACCUAACAGCUCCGGCCCCUGCCGUGCAGGCACUGCUCACAGUAGAGUCGUUGCCGGGGCAACCAGGAUCAGGAAAAACAACAUGAAACAAUUUAAGAACCAUGUCAGUGAGAGAGUGAAAGAGAUUAUCUAAUUUCCUUCACCACUUGUCAUGCAACUGGUGGCUUUCCUCUGAGCCUGUAGGGGACAGCAGAGAGGAGGUCAACAGAGUGCACGUCGAAGCAAAAAGUUCACUUACCCCCUUAGACGAUAGAUCUGUCAUCUCCAUCAUAAUGAAAUCAGCAAAAGGAGAAAAGACGUCUGACUUUCAGUAAGGCAAAUGUUUAAUUGUCUUACAUUUACAACUUUUAUCUUAAUUCAUAAAUGGCAGCUUAUGAAAUUGAGUGACAUCAUUUUUUAUCACAGACUAAAUAUACUGUAUCUCUAGUUAUGAAAAUCAUCAUAUCUCAGACUAUCUAGCCAUUGGGAUGCCAAACUCCAUUGAUGUUGAACUGUGAGGAGAGUUGUGUAACUAUUUGCUAUAUAAAGAUACAAUACAUCAAAUUUGGCCAGAUGUUUCCUAGUAUGUGAGGAAUUUCCUCACUGGCACACUAUGGCCAUUGAUAAAUACACCUCUUGCAUGACAGGGCUGUCACUUCAAACUGUGUGUGUGUGUGUGUGUGUGUGUGUGUGUGUGUGUGUGUGUGUGUGUGUGUGUGUGUGUGUGUGUGUGUGUGCGCGUACGUGCGUGCGUGCGUGGGUACGUGCGUAAAUUAGCUUAUGAGAGUGGCCUGUGUACAUGUUUCUUAGUGGGGUUGCGUGUUAGGCAAACACAUACUGUGGUUUUGGAAAUGCAAAUGUGUGUAUUUGAGUGUGAUUAUGUUCUCCUGUGUGGAUCUGUGUUUGGCUGCCUUCAGGGCAGGGUCAGAUGUCAGACUCAGUGAUUCAUUAUCCAGUGUUUAACUCAAAGAUGAAUAAACAGGUCCGAAAGGGUCACAGACGGUCUCAAACUCUCUAUGCCCAAAUUGCUAUCAAAGGACCAUAACAGUGUUUUUAAACAAUGAUACAUUUUUGGAAUUGAUUUUAUACAUUCCAGGCAGUCAUUGACUUCUGCUUAUUACAGCGCAGUUUAAAAUCAACAUGCAUAAAACUAGAAACUUCUUUGAAAAUGUUAGAUAAUCCAUCACAAUGAAUGUCAUUUAAAGUUAUGCCAUCAUGGCAAGGUAUUUUAACUUUUGUUUAUUUCAAAUGAGCCGUACGCAAUCUUUCCCUGUCUCAAGCCUUUGGAAGUUGAUUUCCCUACCUUCCACUCUUAGCCUUGAAGGUGGUCAAAACCUGAUGUAACCUGGUGGUCUCAGAGCCAAAUAAGCGAGCUUGUGACCGGGCGGUCGUCGGUUCAAUCCCCAGACCGACAGGAUCAAAUCUGGGUGGGGAAAGUAAUAGAGCCUCAUUACCACCACUGAGGUGCCCUUGCGCAAGGCCCUCAACCCCAACUGCUCCAGUGCAUCUGCUCAGUGGCCAGCAAAUCAAACUGUGGUUGCACUGGGCAGCUUCCAGGUAUGAAUGUGUAACUGUGUAAAUGUGAUCAGGGUGUUCCUGCCAAAUAGAGGCUUCCUCUCAGUGAACUUUCCCUGAAUAAAUAAAGGUGAAAUAAAAA
Sander lucioperca (pikeperch) is the source of this 5179-nucleotide messenger RNA. Its product is annotated as collagen and calcium-binding EGF domain-containing protein 1-like. The transcript is spliced from 11 exons. The record is from RefSeq and is a predicted model, not a curated record. Gene Ontology annotation, molecular function: calcium ion binding. NCBI's taxonomy places the organism in Eukaryota, Metazoa, Chordata, Actinopteri, Perciformes, Percidae. The coding region runs from base 269 to 1438 and encodes 389 amino acids.